CAUAUUUACAUAUAUAUGUACAUGUACAUCUAUAAGUGUAUAUAUAUUUGGCUGUACCAUCAGUGGCUGAAGAGUAUAAAGUAGUGAUGGCGAGAUGAAGUGUCAUGAAGCAUUGAAGCUUUCCAUCCAGUUGGUUCACUCGUGUGUCGAAACUGUGCCAUCAAGCGGACAAUAAAUGUAAAACAGGCAGAGUGAUUAUAAUGACACCAUGGUUUUGGUGCGUGAAGCUUUGAAUUGAAUUGUGCUUAAAUGAUGAUGCCAAUAAACCAAUAAUAUACUCAUUAAUAAGCUCGAAUAGAUUGCAAACAAACGCACAAACCUGCAAACCAUUUCCUGAAUCAGUCACGUGGUACAGUCGGCCCCCGAGGCUUCGAACAUCACCACAUACGUCAGCGAUACAAGCCUCGAUACGCGCUUCACAGAAAUCUUCAUGAAUUACUCGACACACGCCUCGAAGCGUCGACAAAGAAGGACACAUCACGAGUGUAAAGCAACAAAGACACGACAGGCCAUGAUGCUGCGAGACAGCAAGGACGAAAGAGAGCGCCAAGCAGGCAUCGUGGUCGGGACGGGCCGCAAGUGGUCAUCCAGCAGAGCGCUGACAGAGGCGGAGGAUCGACUCCAUCGUGCUGAUGUUGUUGGGACAGUAGCCCAGGACAGGCUUGGACUGGGUCGCUCACCAGAACAAGCCGGAAAAAAGCUGACCCAAAGAAACAACGAAGCGUGGUGCAGAGAGAGAUCCGGAAGGCUGAGGAGGAAACCCGGCAUGUCAAGGCCGCAGCCAUGAAGAACCGGGGCAGCCGGACAAGGUGGGAGGGAGUUCGAGAGAGGGCCCUGACCUGGCAGGACAUCUGGAGCAUGGAAGGACAUCGGAUAAAGUUGUUGUUGUGUUCCGUCUCUGACGUCCUGCCUUCUCCAUCAAACCUCCACACACGGGGGUGGACAGAGAGCCCCGGACGCAUGCCCAGCGGGAAGCCGGCUGACCCGAGCUCGUCCUCUCAUCUCUCAUCUCUCAAAAAAUAUCAAGCCCUUGUCCUUGAGAGCCAGCAAAAUGGCCUGGAGCCUCCCUGUAGAAGUCGGCCGCAGGGGCUUCGCCGGGCGGUCGCUCUGGAGAACACUGGGACGGCCGGCGAUCGAAGGUGCGGCCAGGAAGCUGCUGGUAAGCAACAUCACCAGGCAGGCGGAGGCAGCGUCCGGUUGGAUUUGGAUUCAGCGGGAGGUGAGGCGGCAGAGCCAACCUGUCCAAGGACCAACGGCACCGAGUUGGGUGGCGGUCAGCGGGGGUCGACCCGGGACGCCGGAUCCGCUGUCAAGCCCUCUCGAUGUGUCACGGGCUUAAUUUGCCGAAACAUCAAAAACAGGGAGGGUGCCCAUCUGAUGACCUGCUGUCGUCACUGAGCUCUGCCAGUGCUGGUGCCUGAAAGACGGAAGGAGACGAGAGAGCGACGCCACGGGCUCACAGAUGGUGCAGGGCAGAGUACCUGUAAAGUAACAGCAUCACCUGCUGGUGAAAGAGCAGAAACUCCAUUUUACUGCUGCAGAGUUUGGAUCAACUUCAUGAAUUAUUUCAUAUCAAAACAAUUAUGAAUGUGAGUUUUUAAAUAUUUUUUACACACACACACA
Molecule: messenger RNA, 1623 nt
Organism: Plectropomus leopardus (leopard coralgrouper)
Lineage: Eukaryota; Metazoa; Chordata; Actinopteri; Perciformes; Serranidae
Source: RefSeq, a predicted model, not a curated record